Molecule: messenger RNA, 984 nt
Organism: Microdochium trichocladiopsis
Lineage: Eukaryota; Fungi; Ascomycota; Sordariomycetes; Xylariales; Microdochiaceae
Exons: 2
Coding region: 1-984 (327 amino acids)
Source: RefSeq, a predicted model, not a curated record
AUGCCUGCCGCACGCGUGCCGCCCGGGUCCGGAUCCCCCAAACUCCCACCGGGAUCCUGGGACGCGCACGUCCACAUCUUCGAGCCCUCGCGCUUCCCCUUCAAGCCCGACCGCUCCUACAACCCGCAACCCGCACCGCUCUCCUCCCUGAUCGAGUCCCCCCACGCGCAGCAAAAAAACAUCCUCAUAGUCCAAGCCAGCAUCGAGUCCAGCCCCGAGGGGCUCGCCACGCACCUCCGCGAAGCCAAAUCCCAAUACCCCGAUCGCACGCUUCGGGGAACCAUGGCGGCGGACCCGGACGAGGAGACGAGCGCGUGGCACCUGAGUAAGCUGAGCGAGGGUUAUUUUCGGGACCUGCACGACGCCGGGGUGCGGAAUAUCCGCGUGCACGGCUCGUAUGGCGGGUCUGGGGACCAGCUGGAGUGGGUGCUCGGCCAGUUCCGGACCGCGGCGGAGUCGUAUGGUGGGAUUUCUGUGCAGUUGCCGAUUGGGAUGUGGGCGAGGAUGGCGCCGCAUGUGGAUGCUCUGGUCCAGCGUGGCGGCGGUGGUGGUGGUGAUGGGCCGGGCUGUGGUGGUGGUCCGCGUGGCGGGAAGAACAAGAAGAAGAAGGUCGUGCUGAUGGCGGACCACAACGGCUCCGCGACGCCCAAGGGCGUCGGGACUUCGGACUACGCGGCGUUCCUCGAGCUGCUGGCUUCCGGCAAGCUGACUGUUAAGAUUGGCGCGCUGCACCGGCGAGUCGAGGGCGGCGACAUUGCUGCGAUGGAGCCCGUGGUCAAGGACUAUGCCCGCGUUGCGCCCGGGGGCAUCGUCCGGGGCAGCGACUGGCCUCAUGUCAACACCACGCACAAGGGAUCGGAGCCUGGCCCGCCGCUAAGUGGUGUCGACACCGCCGCCGAAUUGGGGCUGAUCAAGGAGUGGCUGGCAAAGGAGCAGUGGGAUGGCAUGAUGGUGCACAACCCGGCUCGGCUACUGGGCUGGUGA